This is a messenger RNA of Vicia villosa (hairy vetch), 712 nucleotides long. RefSeq lists its product as uncharacterized. Gene Ontology annotation, molecular function: acyltransferase activity, transferring groups other than amino-acyl groups. The transcript has a single exon. Lineage: Eukaryota; Viridiplantae; Streptophyta; Magnoliopsida; Fabales; Fabaceae. The record is from RefSeq and is a predicted model, not a curated record. Bases 40 to 576 code for a protein of 178 amino acids.
UACUAAUACCAUUCACAUUUUGUGGUUACGAACGAGCUUAUGGCCAAUGCAAUAAAUCUCUCAAACAUCAUCACUCUCAAGCCAUUCAAAGAAGAUGACAUUGAUGAUGUAUUAUUAUGGUUAAGUGAUGAUAGAGUCGUUGAAAAUACUCGAUUAGAGAUAUGUAAUUCAAGAGAAGAAGCUUUGAAUUUCAUAGAAAACAAAUGGAUUUACCCAUCAUACCAAUCAAUAUGUCUUAAUGGCCACUCCAUUGGAAUUUUUUGGGUUCUUCCUUAUAAUGAUGAGAAGCAUAAAGCAUGUUUGGGUUAUGCUAUUGGGUUCAACUAUUGGGGUCAAGGUAUAGUCACAAAAGGGUUGAAGAUUCUUUUGUCAAAAGUGUUUCAGGAGUUUCAUGGGUUGGUAAGGUUGGAGGCUUAUACUGUUGUGGAGAAUAAGGCUUCUCAAAGGGUGUUGGAAAAAGUUGGGUUCCAUAGAGAAGGAUUGCUUAGAAAGUUUUUUUACCAUAAAGGUAAUGUUGAGGAUUUAUAUAUUUUUAGUUUUUUGUCUACUGAUGAAAUUUCUGAUGCUGUUGCUUGAUUAGUUAUUGUUGGUAAGAAUAGGCUAUUACUUGUUGUGUUAUUGUCACAACAGGAAAAUUGACUUUUCGUGACACUCAUAAUCCGUCACUAAAAGUCAAAUAUCUGUAGGUAGAAAUAUAAAAAACUUUUAGUGA